UGAAAAUGCAUAAAAAAAUUAAUUUUGCUGUCUCCAAAUUUGCUAUUUUAACUGAUUAAGUGCUGUAUGUUAUGGAGAUACUGUGGCAUAUGAAUAUGGUUAUGGUUUUAAAGCUUAAAACAAGCCUCAGUAGUAAUUGCAUGCAAAACAAAAACCAACCAAUUCUGAUUUGUGUUUCAUUGAGGAACAAUAUACUGAAUACUGAAAUAUAUAUAUAUAUUCUUCAUUUUUGGCUGAACUAGUUCCGAAAUCAAUGCACUUUGUUGUAGCAUCAUUUAAUUUAAUUUUGAUUCAUUAGGACAAUGUAUUGUUCUUUGUCCAUGACUCACUUGGAUUCAUACUCCGUGAACUGCUGAUGCAUUAUAGAUAUGAUAUACCACAGAUGUAACUCGAGCCCGCUUCAUAAUGAAAGCUGUAGUCCUGACAUGUGGACAUGGAUAAUUUAUUAAGAGGUAAGAACUGCACAACCCUGUGUUGCAUAAAGACAUGCUUAAAAAUGUACAGAUGUCACUGCAUUGGAUAACAACAUCUAAAAAAAAAAAAACCACUAAAUGCAACUUAUCUUUGUUAAGAAAGCACACUAUUCAAGUAAAACAUUGAUCAGUUUGAAAAACUCAAAUACUGGAUGCAGUGUUGAAGAAAGGCUAUGUGACUGUCAAAGUGGAACAUGCAGGAGCAUCAACUGAUCAAAAGAGUGACAUUCAAAUACUUAAGAAGCACUGCAGUCCUCCAGCCUCCAUCAACGCGCACAAUGGCCGCAUCGCUGUUGAUUUCUAUUUCAGGUGCUGAUGCAGGCGACGCGCUGUUGCCAUAGGAACAGCAUCGCCAGCAUCAUUGAUCGUCACGCUCCCUGCCGCCGUCCCUCAUUGGUCGCUCAGCUUGCGCUGUAACCAUUCGCGUCGCAGUUAAGAGCGGAAGUCCCGCCCACCACAUUGCCUUAUUAAGACAAGCAGGCGUGGCUUACUGCGCUCCUCCGCGCCCAUUGAUCGCCCAGCGCAUCAAUCCCGCCACAAAACUCCUAUCCUCGAACCGAGACGGAGUGCUCUGGCUUCAGAAGGUCUCCACCCGAGAGUAUGGCGGUUGAGGAUGCUGGAAGAUACAGAAGAAUAGCUAUUCUGGAAUGCAGCAGCGUCCCUAACGAUUUCCAAAUGACGCUCGGAGGUGACGCGUGAUGCCUUGCAUGCUCGCUCUGACGGGGCGCAACGCGCUUUUAUAACCUAAAAUGCAUGCAAAUGCGUUUUAAACGAUUCAUUCUCUAAGCAGCUGUCGGGUUCUGGGUAUUCGAGGUAGCUAGAGAUGCCAUGAAGUCCGCGCAUUGGCUCUUUGUGCGCCUUUGUUAUUUGUCUCUAUGGUGAGUGUUGCAAUACAGCCAGCCAUGGCCCUGCGUCUGCUCGACUUCUGCGAUAUUCAAAGCAAGUUUCCCGUCGCGUCUGAUCGGUUUGGACACUGUUAGCUGGCUCCAUUACGCGCGUCACGUCGCAAUGCGCGAGUACAAGGUGGUGGUGCUGGGCAGCGGAGGGGUCGGGAAAUCCGCGCUCACGGUCCAGUUCGUGACCGGGACCUUCAUCGAGAAGUACGACCCGACCAUCGAAGACUUCUACCGCAAGGAGAUCGAGGUGGACUCGUCGCCUUCGGUGCUGGAGAUCCUGGACACGGCGGGGACGGAGCAGUUCGCGUCCAUGCGGGAUCUCUACAUCAAGAACGGCCAGGGCUUCAUCCUGGUCUACAGCCUGGUCAACCAGCAGAGCUUCCAAGAUAUAAAGCCCAUGAGAGACCAGAUCAUCAGGGUGAAGAGGUACGAGCGUGUGCCCGUGAUACUCGUGGGAAACAAGGUGGACCUGGACAACGAGCGUGAGGUUUCGUCGAGCGAGGGUCAAGCUCUAGCUGAAGAAUGGGGCUGCCCGUUCAUGGAGACAUCAGCCAAGAGCAAAACCAUGGUGGACGAACUGUUCUCUGAGAUAGUCAGACAGAUGGACUACGCCUCUCAGCCGGAUAAAGAAGACCCGUGCUGCUCCUCCUGCAAUAUACAAUAACCCCUCACAAUCACAUGAGGUUCUGAGAGCGUUUCAACAUAGAGAUCAUCACUCAAGUGGUGUUCAUACACGUCAUGCCCACGUGAACGGCAUCUACACACUAGAGAAUGCUGCAGAUGCAUUGGGUUGAAUGGGAAUGAUGCAUUGCAAGGACAUACACAGCCAACAGGGAAGGUUUUCUCAACGUUGUGAAAAAAACGUUCUUCCAGUAACAUAAACAGAAUGUUCGUUCAAAGUUUAAAAAUGUUCUCAGAAUGUUUGCACAAAAACAUUAUUUACACAUCAUUCAUGGGAUGUUUAUUUCUACAAUGUUAUUUUUAAAUGCCACCAUUUGUUUUAGAAUGUUAGAGAGCAUGUAAUAGUAACGUUCCUCUAAUGUUUGCAAAAUGGAAUGUUCGCGUAACCAAGAAAGAAUAGUUUUAAAAGCAUGAAAAAAUAAGAAUGUUUUGAAUCUUCAGAGAUCAUUGAGAAAACGCGUAAUGGAAACUUUAGUGAAACAUUCUAAAACUUUUUUUGUUAGCUGCCAGUUUCUUCUUUGUUAUGCGAAUGUUACAGAUAUUGAGAAAUAAUGAAUAUUCAGAAUAUUCCAAAAAUUAUGUUUUCACAAUGUGAUGGGAAAGAACAUAUUUGUGUUAGCUGCCCAUUUGUUCUUGGUUAUGCGAAUGUAACAGAAAACAUUAAAUGAAUGUUUCAUUUGAUCAUUUUACAAACUUUGUUUAACUAACUUUUGGAAAUAACUUUUCCAAAAGAUGUUCCCAAAACAUUCUUGGAAAUUUUUUGUUAGCUGCCCACUUUUUCUGGCUUAUGCGAACAUUACAGAAAACAUUAAGGGAAUGUUCCAUUUUUAUCAUUUUGGGAACAAUAUUUUUAAAUGUUCUCUGAACGUUCUUAAAACGCAAGAGGUUACAUUUAAAAAUGUAUCAAAAUGUUCCAUGAGCCAUGUUUCAAUAACGAUUUUGUGAAUGUUAUUAUAGGCCAAGCAAAUUUAAAUGAACAUUCUAUUAAUGUUACUGGAAAGAACGUUUAUUCAACUUUGAGAGAACCUUACUGAGGGUUUGCGAAAGGGAUUUCUAGCAUCCGUUCAGCUCCUGGAAUCUCGAGUGAGGCGAAAUCCAGUUCACUGUUUUCCCGCUUAUGACCCGACGUUUCCCUCCACGACGGAUCGUAAAGUGCAAAGCUUUGUCUAGUUUGUAAAUGCUUUAAUUAAUGAACACAAUUAUGAUUAAUAAAUUAACAAGAAACUGUAAAAAAGGUCAAAGGGGUUAAAAAUGCACCAAACUUGAGUCUUUCUUUUCCCCGCAUGUUUUCAUUCUAAGUUUGACGCUGUUCGAGACUCAAUCGCGUUGAUUUUGCCGUUUAGUUUGCACAUAUAGAACCUGAUGUCUUAAACUGCCAUUACUUUAUUAAAGAGCCAGAAUGAGCUAGAUUUGUUCUUCCAAACGUCAGCGAAAAUGGGACUCUCAGACGUCACGGUUUAAAAUGUUCAUGAGGGGAUCGAUUAGUGCGCGGGUGUCCCAUGCAGCGAUGAGGCGCUUUACUUUGAGGGACAUUUUCUUUGAGGAAGCCAAAUAGGAUGCCGAGAAGCACUUUUAUUUUGUAAUCUCGUGUCUGUUUUCAUUCAUGAAACUGCUGGGAAUAUUCAGCUGAUUAUGUUGUGGUUUCUAAUUAGCACUUCUAUAUAAAAUGUUGCAAUUAUGUAUUUUGUAAUAAUGUAGUAAAACAAUCAUGGGAUUCGCUUUAGAAUAGCUUUGAAUUGGGCGGGAAAAGUAUUUGUCAUGAAACGCUAUCGGCACUUUCCACAAAAAGAGUCCAGGUGCCCUGUUACUUUUAUUUGAAGCAAUAAAGAUGUAAAGAGAAAACUGUUAAAUUAACCUAGCAAUCAAAGUAGAUAGUUUUUAAAAUGUCUGGAAGAACCCUUGA
This is a messenger RNA of Carassius auratus (goldfish), 3953 nucleotides long. RefSeq names its product ras-related protein Rap-2a. Gene Ontology annotation, cellular component: membrane. Gene Ontology annotation, biological process: Rap protein signal transduction. The record is from RefSeq and is a predicted model, not a curated record. Lineage: Eukaryota; Metazoa; Chordata; Actinopteri; Cypriniformes; Cyprinidae. Gene Ontology annotation, molecular function: GTP binding; GTPase activity. The transcript is spliced from 2 exons. The coding region runs from base 1482 to 2033 and encodes 183 amino acids.